Molecule: messenger RNA, 507 nt
Organism: Hermetia illucens (black soldier fly)
Lineage: Eukaryota; Metazoa; Arthropoda; Insecta; Diptera; Stratiomyidae
Product: serum response factor homolog A-like
Exons: 3
Coding region: 1-507 (168 amino acids)
Source: RefSeq, a predicted model, not a curated record
AUGGCCCAGCAGUUGGAGUGCCAGUUGGCGUUCAUCAAGGAGCUACAGCAGCAGAUGGCUGAGAUGAAAACAGCCAACAUGGCCGCGAAGCAGCUGGUCCAUCAUCAGCAGGAGCAACAGCAGCAGUUAAUCAUACAGCAGCGGCAACAACAGCAGGAGCAGAGGAAGCAGCAGCGACAACAGCAGCAGCAGCAGCAACAACAACAGCAGAGCGAAGAUGAUGGCAUCUGCCCAGAAGUCAUCAUCGAGGAGGAGGAAGGAGACCCCUUCAACUUUGUAGUGCGGAAAAAGAAGGCAGCCAAUAGGAAUAAGGUUAGUGCUAUCACUCAAAAACUUACUGUAAAUCCUAUUAUAAAUGUAACGGCAUAUAAUCCCAAACCAAAUAUGCAUUCGGUCAACGGCAACCAUAAUUGUAAUAAUAUUAUAAAAAUUAUAAAAUACAGAAAUACAACAAUUAAAAUAAACAUAAAUAAAGAAAAGGUUGAGGACAACAUCGACCUUAAUUAA